GGUACUUCCCCUAUGAGAAAGCUGGGGCUGCAACAAGCUUUCCUGAACCGGUCCUUGAGGCAAAACCUCCCCCGCCGGGGCCGGGGCCGGCCGAGGAAGAGCUGAUGAUGAUGGACAUGGACCCCGUGCCCCACCACGACCUCAGCGAGUACGUCCCGAGGAUACGACUGCCUCAGGGGUACCCACGGAGGAUUUCACAUCAUCCUGUGUCUGAGGGGCGGGAGUGGCGGUUGCCCGAGCUAACCCCAGCCUGUGGACCGGGAAAAGGGUGCGGACCCGGCCGGCCCGGCGGUGCCUUGGUAGGAAGCAAACCGCCUGUAAAAAUUGAAGGUGUGACACUGCCAGGAGUGGCUGAAACAGUGGAUGUGGAGCAAGAUAAUCGGUUACCAAAACUGGAAGUACCAAAUGCGAUCCAACAGAAAGUCAUUCCAGGGUACACUGGAUUCAUCCCCCGCCUCACCUGGAUUAAUGGCGUGAACUACAUCCAGGGUGUGAAGGAAGCAAUGAACGAAUUUGACCGACAUCAGUUUCUGCAGAGAAACCCAGCUUGCAGCUUUGGCAAGAGAUUACCCCAAACAUACUGGCCUAACAACAGAAUUUACACCAGUGCUGGACUGCUACCUUCCUACACGGGCUUCGUACCAUACCUCCGACACACCUACGCGCUUACUUUUGCAAACGGCACUCGAAAAGCUUACCAAAAGGAACAAAAGAGACGAGCUUGUGCACUGUGA
Messenger RNA from Fulmarus glacialis (Northern fulmar), 734 nucleotides. It is a transcript of the gene CIMIP2A, whose product is annotated as family with sequence similarity 166, member A. The annotation marks the transcript as partial. The transcript has 5 exons. The record is from RefSeq and is a predicted model, not a curated record. Lineage: Eukaryota; Metazoa; Chordata; Aves; Procellariiformes; Procellariidae.